GGAGCCCGGGCUGGAGGCCUGGUCCGCGGAGAGUUCGGCGCGCCCCUCGCGGCGGCCGGAGCCCCGGCGUCGGGAGGCCCCGAAGUCAGCCCGCCUAAGGUGUCCCCUGGCGGCUGCCCUCACCCUCUCCUUUUCCUGCUCCCCGUAGGAGACGUGUUCAUCCUGGUGUUCAGCCUGGACAACCGCGACUCCUUCGAGGAGGUGCAGAGGCUCAAGCGGCAGAUCCUCGACACCAAGUCUUGCCUCAAGAACAAAACCAAGGAGAACGUGGACGUGCCCCUGGUCAUCUGUGGCAACAAAGGGGACCGGGACUUCUACCGCGAGGUGGAGCAGCGCGAGAUCGAGCAGCUGGUGGGCGCCGAACCCCAGCGCUGCGCCUACUUCGAGAUCUCGGCCAAGAGGAACAGCCGCCUGGACCAGAUGUUCCACGCGCUCUUCGCCAUGGCCAACCUGCCAUGCGAGAUGAGCCCGGACCUGCACCGCCGGGUAUCGGCGCAGCACUGCGAGGCGCUGCACAAGAAGGCGCUGCGGAGCAAGAGGCUGCGGCGAGCGGGCGGCGACCAGGACGACGCCUUCGGCAUCUUGGCGCCCUGGGCGCGCAGGCCGAGCGUGCACAGCGAUCUCAUGUACAUCCGCGAGAAGGCCAGCGGCGGCGGCCAGACCAAGGACAAGGAACGCUGCGUUAUCAGCUAGGAACUCCCACCCCGCGCGGAC
Messenger RNA from Physeter macrocephalus (sperm whale), 714 nucleotides. Its product is annotated as dexamethasone-induced Ras-related protein 1-like. Gene Ontology annotation, cellular component: cytoplasm. Lineage: Eukaryota; Metazoa; Chordata; Mammalia; Artiodactyla; Physeteridae. The transcript has a single exon. Gene Ontology annotation, molecular function: G-protein beta-subunit binding; GTPase activity; GTP binding. Gene Ontology annotation, biological process: signal transduction. The annotation marks the transcript as partial. The record is from RefSeq and is a predicted model, not a curated record.